GCAUGAUUUGUAGACUUGCUUUUUUUCCCAUGCUGAAAACGUGGACACUGAGCGACGGGCUUAUCAGGCAGUGACAAAGAGGAGGGAGGGUGCUCGGCAUCCAGCUGCUCGCUUCACUCGGGUAUAAAAGGAUGCUGAGCUCGAAGCGGCGCCAGAUGUGGCAGCGGGUGGUUUUAUCCUCGCGUGCUAAUGCACUGGGGAUGACGAAAGAACCGGGGCGCGCGUUGGCUUCCGAGCGAGGACUUCUUGCUCGGACGCUAGCUAGCUAGCUAGCUCAGCGGCUAACGGUCCAGCAGCGCAUCCAGAUGUUGGCUGGAUGGAUGAGGCGCGCGCCAACUUGAUGUCCACGCUGAUUUGGCGACAAUUUAUAAAUAAAAUCGUUGUUUCUUUUCUUUCUUUUUUUUUUUUUUUAAACCAGUCCAACAACAUACAAUACCAGCCAAGUGCCUGAAUCACCCUCAAGCCAAAUCAGUUUUCAUGUUUCAAAAUUCAGAUGUGGUGGCAAGUCGUUUGAGCAUUUAUACGAUAUAAUGCUGAAAGUUCAUGUACUACUAUUCUUGGUCACACAUUUUCAUUCAUAAUGCAGCACACUAGUUGGGUAUGAAAUAAAAGUUCAAAUGAUGUGGUGUGCAGAUGUUGAGAUGUUAUCUACGAGAAUUUUAUUCUGUUGCUAGUUCUACCAGCAGUGGCACGGUGGAAAAAGUGGUCAGCACAUUCACUUUGCGGUUAUGCGGUUCUUGGCUCAAAUCCAGACUCCCUGUGUGGAGUUUGCAUGUUCUCCCCAGUUUUCAAAACCAGUGGCCAGAUAUUUUCUGUCGUAUUUUAUUUCGGCCGCAAAAGCAAAUCAUGUGCGUCAAAAAUCAUGUCUGUUGCGAAAAUAUCAAAACUGCAUUUUGCGUUCACUUGCAAUAACAUUGGGACAAGUCACUCCAAAGAUAUACUGUUACCAUGCCCCUUGUAAAGGAAAUUUAAUAAUAGUUGGAAGAGGCUCCUUAUUUCAAAACUAGUUAUCCAUCAAUGUGUAUGUGUCAUAGUGUGGUACACAUGACAUGCGUCACAGUCAUGAAGGCCCUCCGAGGGAAGUCAUAACUGAUAUGUCACAUGACAAAAACAAGUUUCAUACCUCUGCUCUAGAUUGUCCAUAGGUGUGAUUGUGACCGUUUGUUUUUUUUCCGACCAGUUCAGGGUCCAUCCCACAUCGGCCUCCAGCAAUCAAUUAAAAAACUUAUUAAACUUCAGGGAAAUUUUUCUUUCUUACAGUUACCUUUCUUUAUAAGAUUUGUAUGGUGCUGACCCAUGAAUUCCCUGCACUUUUGGUUUUUUAACAUAAAACAAAGGAGUGAAAGGUGAACAAUUUAAUAUUUGUAUGGACUUUUUGGGAUACUUUCCUGUAGAAAACUCAAGACAUUCAUUUAUUUGGUGAAGUUUUCAUUUAACUAGGAGACAUGCUACUGAGCCUGGGAGCUCGCUUCACUUUUUGUUAGAAUUUUGAAACAAAUCUGUUUACCGUCUAAUAUUAAAAAAAAAAGUCAACAAGGUACAAAUCUGAAUAAACAUACAAUUCAUGCCAUUUAAAUGAAGUGUUGGAGUUUGUAUUUUUCAAAAUUUUGACACCCUUAUUUUUGUUGACCUCUGAUAAUUGGCAUUGGCUGUGAAAAAAAAGCACUUGCCCAUCUCAACAGGUUUCAGGGGCUGACACAGAUAGGAAAAGCUACACGUUAUUGACAUGCCCCAAAAAUGUUUCUAAUUGCCUAUUGAAGCCAUAAAAUGGCGAAAAACCACUAUUUUUACUUAAACUUCUCACCUCACUAAGGGAAAAAAAGAGAAAAGUUUUCUAAAGUGUUAUUCUGCAAACGCUGAGCUAGGAAUAGGCGAAGUUUUACUGUUUGCUUUUGACAAAACUGCACAAGUUGACAUCUGUAUCAAAAUCAUCUUUAUGUGCCAAGUAUUUUAAAAACACAUAAGGAAUGUGUCUCCGGUAGUUGGAGCCUCUGUGGUAUGGCAAUAAACAGCCAUUUUGGCAAAAAACAUUCUCGAGACAUAUAAACACACUACAGAGAGUCACUUAGCAAUAAAAGGUUACUGCUAAUGUUGGGCAAAUGAUGCGUAGUCCUCGAAUAAUUUAAUGGCGAGAGGGAAGCAGCUGUUGGAAUGUCUACUGGUUUUAUUUUCAAUUGAUGGAGGUGGUGACCAGGAUGUGUAGGUUCCAAGAGGAUUUUGCGUCCUAAUGUCUUUUGUUCUGGCAGUCCUCAAGGAUGGGUAAGGGGGUACUGAAGAUUUUUCCAUCAGUCCUGGUUGUCCGUUGCAGUGGUAGUUUGCCUUUUAUUGUGGCAGCACCAAACCAGACUGAUUUCAGGACAGGACUGAUUCGAUAACUGCUGUGUAGAACCUUCCCCUUCCUGUGGCAGAAACCACAAGUCGUACAUCCUCUGCCUGCCCUUUUUGAGGAUUUGAUGUAGGUCUCCCACUUCAGGUCCUGGGAGAGUGUAAUUCCCCAGGAACUUGAAGAUCAGUUGGAUGGAGUGAGGGGCAGCUCAGGGGAAGGAUGCCUCCUGAAGUCCACGAUCAUCUUCACGGUUCUGAGAGUGUUCAGCUCCAGGUUGUGCCAGCCGCUCCACUUCUUUGUGUUAAAUUCUGGAUGCUGAGGUGUUGUCUUGGUCUGCAGGUUCACGCAAAGUGGAUUUUGGAUCUGGACCAGUACAACGAGUGGAUGAAUGAGGAGGACUACGAAGUCGGAGAAGGCCACCCUAAGAGGAAGAGGAUAUCGGCCAAGACUCUUACGGACGAAGUGACCACUCCUGACGAGCGAAGAGACAAGAAGGCCGUCGGUGCCAAGAAGAGGAAGCGCUCACCGUCACCAUCUCCUACGCCACCACCGCAGGAAAGCAAGAAGAAGAACGCUAAGAAAGGGCCAACGACCCCGUACACUAAAUCCAAACGGGGUCAGAGGGAAGAGGAACAAGAGGAUAUCAAUAAGGACUUGGAUGAAGCAUCACCUGUUCCAGCAUCUGAAGACGGAAAUGCAGUCAAAACAAAUAGCACCAAGAAAGAUUCUGAUUCGACACCAGUCAAGGGAGGCGCAGAUAUGGAUGAACAAGAGGAUGAGUCCAUGGAAGUAACAGGAAAGGAUGAGGAAGAGGGCUCCCCGAGUGUUAAAGGGGAACCGGUCAAAGGUUCGGACCUUCACGAGGACAACGUGACGGAGCAGACGCAUCACAUCAUCAUCCCAAGCUACGCUGCGUGGUUUGAUUACAACAGUGUCCACGCUAUUGAGCGUCGAGCCCUUCCAGAGUUCUUCAAUGGGAAGAAUAAAUCUAAAACCCCUGAGAUCUACCUGGCGUACAGGAACUUCAUGAUUGACACUUACAGGCUAAACCCUCAGGAGUACCUCACCUCCACUGCCUGCCGCAGGAACUUGGCUGGAGAUGUAUGCGCAAUAAUGAGAGUCCAUGCGUUCCUGGAGCAGUGGGGACUAAUCAACUACCAGGUGGACUCCGAGAGCCGGCCGACCCCCAUGGGCCCCCCGCCCACUUCCCACUUCCAUGUCCUGGCAGACACUCCAUCCAGCCUUGUGCCCUUACAGCCCAAGACAUCUCAGACUCCCACUCCCCAGCAGAUGUUGCCCUUCCCAGAUAAAGUGAAGGAUAAACCAGCAGACAUGCAGAACUUUGGGUUACGGACUGACAUGUACAGCAAGAAGAUGGGCUCUUCGAAGAGCAAGAGUGCAGCAAACUCUAUGAGGGAUUGGACAGAGCAAGAAACAUUAUUACUACUUGAGGGAUUGGAGAUGUACAAGGACGAUUGGAACAAGGUGUCAGAGCACGUCGGCAGUCGUACACAGGACGAGUGUAUUCUGCAUUUCCUUCGCCUACCCAUAGAAGACCCCUAUCUGGAGGAAAGCUACUCCUCCCUGGGACCUCUGGCUUACCAGCCGGUGCCGUUCAGCCAAGCAGGAAACCCCGUAAUGAGUACAGUGGCGUUCCUCGCCUCCGUCGUGGACCCCCGUGUGGCCUCUGCAGCAGCUAAAUCUGCUCUGGAGGAGUUCUCUCGUAUGAAAGAGGAAGUUCCUGCGGCCCUAGUUGAGGCUCAUGUGCGGCGGGUGGAGGAGGCGGCGAGGGUUAGUGGGCGACAGGACCCCCUAUAUGGCCUAGAGGGUAGCGGCAUCGCUGGGACUGGCCUGGAAGAAGGCGAGAGACCCGAUGAAAACAAUGACGAAAGUAAGAAUGACAGCCAGUCCAACGAGGAGAAGAAGGACGCCAAGGACUUUAAAGAUGGCGCAAGCGAGGAAGAAGAGAAGGUUGCAGAGAAUGGGAAGAAAGAAGAGGAAAGAGGAAGAGAAGCCGAAGGCGAGAGGAAGGCAGACAAAGCCGACUCUGAAAUGGGUGACGGGACAAAGGAAAAGGAUGGAAAAAGGGGUGAGGAAGGGCAUAGAGAAGGUGAGAGUGAAGGAGAAAAGAAGGCCAAGGUGGAGCGGGAUGUGGGCGAGGGCAACCUCGCCACCGCCGCUGCGUCUGCGCUAGCUGCAGCAGCUGUUAAAGCUAAGCACUUGGCUGCAGUGGAGGAGAGGAAGAUUAAAUCUCUGGUGGCACUCCUGGUGGAGACUCAAAUGAAGAAACUAGAGAUUAAAUUGCGACACUUUGAGGAACUUGAAACCAUCAUGGAUAGAGAGAGGGAGGCCCUCGAGUACCAGCGACAGCAGCUUCUGGCCGACCGCCAGUCAUUCCACAUGGAGCAGCUCAAGUACGCUGAGAUGAGAGCUCGCCAGCAGCAUUUCCAGCAGAUUCAGCAUCAGCAGCACAGCCAAGCCGGGGGUCCUCAUGCCUCCCAGACCCCUGCGGGCUCCCAAAGUUCGGCCUCGGCCCAUCAAUCCGCCAGCACGCCGGCGCCGCAACCGUCCCCCGGCGCCACGGGGCCGGAGUCUCAACCCCCUCCGGGUGCCCACACGUCACCCCCGUGCCCGCCGGGCCAGCCCGUGACCGGCCACUCCAGCUCCAGCAGUGCUCCUGCACUCCACGAAUCCAACACUCCUCUACCAGCCGAAACAGUCCACCCCUCUGCUUCAGUUCCACCUUCACAGUAAGAGAUGAAGAAUUGCCUCAUGAAUGACACUGACCACUUUCAAUGCGUCCGCUGGUAUCUCACAUUUAAAAAAAAAAAAAAGGAUUUUAAGUUUUCUUAUCAAACCAGAAAAUUGAUGUGAGGGACAAAAUCUUACCAAACUCUUACCAAGAAAGUUAACCUGUUUAAAAAAAUGGAGCACGAAAAUUCAGCGGAAGAAUUUACUGUUGGUUGCCACAUUACACGAUUUGACAUUUCUGGACAACUAUGAGGGGGGUCUUAACGAGUUUGUGCUGGAGGAAGAGAGAAGUCGUCUCGUGGCUUUCAUUUUCUACAACAGUCCAUAGAAGCUAAUUCAGUCUCAAGUCUUGUGGACGUCUCCCGAGUUCCCCCUUUGGUACUAAUUGACAUAUACAAUAUGUAAGAAAACAAUGCACUUUUAAUCUUUCCUUGGGUCUCAUUUUAAGACUUGAAGCAUCCAUGAAAUUGAACUUAAGCACUUAUAUAAAUCCCUUUUGCUGUCUUAAAUACCUUUUCAUACUAAAGGAUUGAUUAGAACUCUCCUCUCAAUUAGGUGGAAAGUCUGAUGGACAUUUUCAUAAAUAUGUUUCAUGAACAUUGUCUGGAUGCCAUUUAAAACAAUGUACUGUAAAGUGGAUGUUCUGUUACAAUUCCCUUGUAGUAUGAGAACUGGUUGCAAAUACUGACAAAGUCUCCUCCAGUGGUUCCUCGAGUCAAACAUUUACCUUUUCAAGUACUUUAAUAAUAACGUUCCAGCACUUGGAGAGUAAAAAUGAUAUCGUGAGGAACUUGAGAUUGUGUAAGGAAUGUAGUGCUGUCUGAAAGGAAUGACUGAAGCAGCAACCGCAUAUUUUGCCAUCAUUUCUGUCUUUUGCUAAACCAAAACUUUUUUUUUUUUUUCAAAUCAUGUUAUCUCACACGUAGCCAGUGAGGGUAUUUUUUGUUGUUGUUGUUCGGGAAAUGAAGAGGAUGGUCCGGUUCGUUUGAAGUUACAUAAUGAAGAAGAAAAAACAAAAGACAAAGGAAAAUUGUCCUAUCGUAUCGGCAACAAUAUCCUCACUUUUUAUCGUAUCAAUUUUUAUAUUUUAUACAGUCUGUUUUUCCAUCAUCUUUCUUUGAUAUCAACAUUGUAACGGAAUAUUGUUAACUUUGUAACCUCUAGAUACCUUUUGUGUGACUGUCAGAAUGUGUGUGAAGGCAUGCCUUGAAGAUCUGGUAACGUUCUUACUACCAUGCAGUUUUAUUUCCAGUGCCAUUUUGUGUGCGUGCGUGACGGCUGUUUGUCAUGAAGUAUAAAACCCUGUCAACAGGUGAAUUUAUAUGUUUCGUCAGUAUUUCACAUCUCACCUGAGCUGUGAGCAAAGUUACCGACAUCUGUGUUAAGAGUACAUUACGUGGACUUUGUGAAAGGAAAUACCGCUUUUGUGUGUGCGUGUGUUCGGUUCCUGUCUGUUUACACUGUGCUGAAAGAAGCAGCUCUUGCAUUGGUUAUUACGAGAUGUCCAUAUGUCCUCGGUGACUCAUCAACUUAAUCUGUGCUCACUCUGACAGUUUGGAUCCCAAAAUCUGAAGAGGUUUUAAUUACAUAAUGUUGAGGGGGAGAAAAAAAUAAAAACGUA
Syngnathoides biaculeatus (alligator pipefish) is the source of this 6698-nucleotide messenger RNA. It is a transcript of the gene smarcc2, whose product is annotated as SWI/SNF related, matrix associated, actin dependent regulator of chromatin, subfamily c, member 2. Bases 2546 to 5080 code for a protein of 844 amino acids. The record is from RefSeq and is a predicted model, not a curated record. The transcript has 19 exons. Gene Ontology annotation, cellular component: npBAF complex; SWI/SNF complex; nBAF complex. Gene Ontology annotation, molecular function: histone binding; nucleosomal DNA binding. Gene Ontology annotation, biological process: positive regulation of DNA-templated transcription. NCBI's taxonomy places the organism in Eukaryota, Metazoa, Chordata, Actinopteri, Syngnathiformes, Syngnathidae.